Messenger RNA from Onychomys torridus (southern grasshopper mouse), 2361 nucleotides. RefSeq names its product thrombospondin 4 (gene Thbs4). Gene Ontology annotation, biological process: cell adhesion. NCBI's taxonomy places the organism in Eukaryota, Metazoa, Chordata, Mammalia, Rodentia, Cricetidae. Gene Ontology annotation, molecular function: calcium ion binding. The record is from RefSeq and is a predicted model, not a curated record. The coding region runs from base 151 to 2361 and encodes 736 amino acids. The transcript has 17 exons.
GUCCAGCAGCCAGCGCCCCACCGACGGCAGCGCACCGCCCUGCCCGCCACCUGCGCCGCUCGCCGCCCCAGGCCCCGCGGACAGCGCCCUGCCCCGGGCCGAGCCACGCCGCUGUCGCCCGCACAGCCCUCGGGGAGCAGAAGAGUCACCAUGCCCGCCCCACGCGCCGCUGCCUUCCUCCUGCUGCACCUGGUCCUGCAGCCGUGGCAGCGGGCGGGCGCCCAGGCCACCCCCCAGGUCUUGGACCUUCUGCCGUCCCCUGGUCAGAGACUGAACCCAGGUACCCUGCAACCGGUCCUGACAGAUCCCACCCUGCAGGAGAUCUACCUGAUCUCCACCUUCAAGCUGCAGAGUAAGAGCUCGGCCACCAUCUUCGGCCUUUACUCUUCCAGUGACAACAGCAAAUACUUCGAAUUCACCGUGAUGGGACGCUUGAACAAAGCCAUCCUCCGUUACCUGAAGGAUGAUGGGAAGAUCCAUUUGGUGGUUUUCAACAACUUGCAGCUGGCUGAUGGGAGGCGCCACAGGAUUCUCCUGAGACUGAGCAAUUUGCAGAGUGGGGCUGGCUCUAUAGAACUCUACCUGGACUGUGCCCAGGUGGAUUCCAUGCACAACCUCCCCAGAGCCUUUUCUGGCCUUCCCCAGAACCCGGAGUCCAUUGAACUAAGGACAUUCCAGAGGAAGCCACAGGACUUCUUGGAAGAGCUGAAGCUGGUGGUGCGGGGCUCGCUGUUCCAGGUGGCCAGCCUACAAGACUGUUUCCUGCAGCAGAGUGAGCCGCUGGCUACCACAAGCACAGGAGACUUCAAUCGACAGUUCUUGGGUCAAAUGACACAGUUAAACCAACUCCUUGGAGAGGUGAAGGAUCUUCUGAGGCAGCAGGUCAAGGAAACAUCGUUUUUGCGAAACACGAUAGCUGAAUGCCAGGCUUGUGGGCCUCUCAGCUUUCAGUCCCCAACCCCAAACACACUAGUGCCCAUAGCUCCUCCAGCACCCCCAACUCGCCCGCCACGCCGGUGUGACUCCAGCCCUUGCUUCCGAGGCGUCCGAUGCACAGAUACCAGGGAUGGCUUCCAGUGUGGCCCCUGCCCGGAUGGUUACACAGGGAAUGGAAUCACCUGUUCUGAUGUGGAUGAGUGCAAAUACCAUCCCUGCUAUCCAGGUGUGCGCUGUGUGAACUUGGCUCCAGGCUACAGAUGUGAUGCCUGCCCAGUAGGCUUCACGGGGCCCAUGGUGCAGGGUGUUGGAGUCAACUUUGCUAAGACAAACAAGCAGGUGUGCACUGAUGUCGAUGAGUGUCGAAAUGGAGCGUGUGUUCUGAAUUCUAUCUGCAUCAACACUUUGGGAUCGUAUCGCUGCGGGCCUUGCAAACCGGGGUACACUGGUGACCAGACCCGGGGGUGUAAGACCGAAAGAAACUGCAGGAACCCAGAGCUGAACCCCUGCAGCGUGAACGCUCAGUGCAUUGAAGAGAGGCAGGGGGAUGUGACCUGUGUGUGUGGUGUUGGUUGGGCUGGUGACGGCUAUGUCUGUGGAAAGGAUGUAGACAUUGACAGUUACCCCGAUGAAGAACUGCCGUGCUCUGCUAGGAACUGCAAGAAGGAUAACUGCAAAUAUGUGCCAAACUCUGGCCAAGAAGAUGCAGAUGGAGACGGCAUCGGAGAUGCCUGUGAUGAAGAUGCUGAUGGAGAUGGGAUCCUGAAUGAGCAGGACAACUGUGUCCUGACUCACAAUGUAGACCAGAGGAACAGUGAUAAAGAUAUCUUCGGGGAUGCCUGUGACAACUGCCGGACUGUCCUGAAUAAUGACCAGAGGGACACUGAUGGGGAUGGAAAAGGAGAUGCCUGUGAUGAUGACAUGGAUGGAGAUGGAAUAAAAAACAUUUUGGACAACUGCCCCAGAGUCCCCAACCGUGACCAGCGGGAUCGGGAUGGCGAUGGUGUCGGAGAUGCUUGUGAUAGCUGUCCUGAUGUCAGUAACCCUAACCAGUCGGAUGUGGAUAAUGAUCUGGUUGGGGACUCCUGUGACACCAACCAGGACAGUGACGGGGAUGGCCACCAGGACAGCACAGACAACUGCCCCACCGUCAUUAACAGUGCCCAGCUGGACACUGACAAGGAUGGGAUUGGCGAUGAGUGUGACGAUGAUGAUGAUAAUGAUGGCAUCCCAGACCUGGUGCCCCCUGGCCCAGACAACUGCCGGCUGGUUCCCAACCCAGCCCAGGAAGACAGCAACAAAUACCAGAGACUGAGGGCUAACAAACAACAGAGCCGACGUCUGGCCAUGCUGGAGAUCACGGCACUGGCAGAUGAGAGGGCCCAGUUUGGCAGUAGCUGCGGUGACCGCGUGUCACACACGUGA